Molecule: messenger RNA, 1329 nt
Organism: Xylaria bambusicola
Lineage: Eukaryota; Fungi; Ascomycota; Sordariomycetes; Xylariales; Xylariaceae
Product: kinetochore Sim4 complex subunit Fta4
Exons: 2
Coding region: 242-1057 (271 amino acids)
Cellular component (GO): Mis6-Sim4 complex
Source: RefSeq, a predicted model, not a curated record
CUAGUAAGUACUAGUUGUAAUUGCCUGCAGGUAAGUGCUCUCGUACUACGAGGGUGUAUCCUGUCUACCCCGCUAUAGAUCCACUAUUGCCCAUUAAGCAUGUGGCAGAGACGCGGGGUCCAUUAGCUACGCUCGCGGGUAGGACGCGUCAAGCUUCAUUUUGAUAUCGCCAACACACCUGGAGAAGAACACAGAUGAUAUCUACGUCUCCCAGACUCCAUCCACGAUCAACACCGCCGCAAUGGCACCUCCCACCAUCAUCGCACAUAAAUCCGCCUUCCUAGCAACCCAGACACUCCACCUAUCCCAAACCCUCGCGCCAUCCGCAACCUGGCGCGCAUCCAACGACACCGCAGAAGACGGGCUUUCAGCGCGCGCCGUCGACGACGCGCUUUACCGUCUCAACCACACCCUAACCCAACACGCGCGGCGCGUCUAUGCCCCUCAGGCGUCACGGUAUCUAGCCGAGCAGAUCGAGGGGCUAUUCUACGAGGAGGCAGACAGGGCACUCGCUGGUGAUGACGACGACGAGAACCCAUCUACAGGGAUUGAAAAGCAGCGAUUGAACUUGGGCGCAGAUUUGACAACCGACGAAGCGAUCGCCUCUCUCCCUCCGACAUGGGACAUCCACAAGCCGCGUGAGGCAGAGGCACACGCGCUCGAAGCGAAGCGCUACGCAGAGCAGAUGGCGGCACUGACGGAUCUCGCGGCGCGACGGGCCGAGGUGCGCGAGAGGGUUGUCCGGUUGCGGCGCAUGGCUGCGCUGCUUGCGCCAUUCGAUACAAAUACCAACAACAGCGCCGACGCCGACGACACCACGAUGCAAGACUCCACCCCUAUAUCUGCAGUGCAGGCGAAUCUAAUCACGCGCAACGGCGAAGUAGAGCGCGAGCUGGAGCGCAUGCGUCUCCUGCUCGCGCGCGUCGCGGGGCGGAUCGCGCAGUUACCUGAUAACAAAGGGAAAAACACGUCUUCUAAUGAUGCUGAUCAUGAGGAUUUUAUGGAUCUUGAUGCUCUUGAGCGAGACAAGGUUGAGAAAUUACUCGAUCGGUUAUGAGCUCGUGUUGGGUAUACUUUGGAGUUUUGGCUUGGUUCAUAAAAUAUGUCGAGCGUUAGCUUUUACUAGUAUAAGGAUGAUGAAGAGAGUUACCUGUACAUCAAGCGUUGGCGUUUUAGGGGGGGAGAAGACCUGAUUUCAUUCCACACGGCUGGGACGAUAUUAACAUUUGUGUUUACAUACAUGCAUACAUACUUUGUCUCUAGGCACAGUUCGUACUUCUUUAAGAAUAGAUAGAUACCCAAGAUCGAAUGAAUAUUACAUAUUUCAAA